Molecule: messenger RNA, 666 nt
Organism: Leptosia nina
Lineage: Eukaryota; Metazoa; Arthropoda; Insecta; Lepidoptera; Pieridae
Source: the annotation of a GenBank genome assembly
AUGUUUCGUUUAUUUAUAUUCUCGUUUCUCUUCGUUACUUUUGUAACAUCCGAACAAAGUGAUAAAUAUUGUGAUGGUUAUAAAUCAGACUUCAACAUAAGAAAGGCCGUGGGUCGUUGGCACGUCGUCGCCAUUAUACCAGAUACGAACUUUUCCAACAAGUUCGAUAAUGUGACGUGUUAUCAAGUGGACUUCAGCGAGGUUGAUGAGGCAAGCCUAAAAUGGAUGAUAACGCAACGGUUUGGUCGUCCAGCCGAAGAAAUAAUAGACAGCGAGCCAGGGGAAGUGAUUCGUAUUCGUUAUCAUACGGAAGAGCCAUUUGAUAUUUGGUCGAAGGCUGUGAAAGAGCUGAAAGGUUGCUAUAGACAACUCAUCGAUUUGACGAGCAAUGAGACAGAAAUACAUCUAGCGAAAACAUUAAACUCGCCAAUGCUGCUACAUAUAUUAGACACAGGUUAUGGGCCGUUUCUAAUCCAAAAACUUUGGGGACGUCUUUCAGCUGUUGUUUAUCGAAGAGAACCGGGAACAGCCAUAGACAAAUUGAGACCCGUGAAAGAAUUUUUAUCAUUAUAUCGAGGCACAGUGGAAAAACCUAAGCUGUGUAAUGCCCUACAAGUUUCAAGACCGGAUUCUGUUAUAAAUAACAAAGAUAAGAUUUUACAAUAA